Molecule: messenger RNA, 3020 nt
Organism: Erinaceus europaeus (western European hedgehog)
Lineage: Eukaryota; Metazoa; Chordata; Mammalia; Eulipotyphla; Erinaceidae
Gene: CCDC30
Product: coiled-coil domain containing 30
Exons: 19
Coding region: 183-2861 (892 amino acids)
Source: RefSeq, a predicted model, not a curated record
CUUCUGCCUUUCAAACUACCUCCUGCACUUGUCACUUUUUCAACCUGAGCACCAGUUUUCUCAUCCUGUUCAUUCCACAGCCAUUUUCACCCUUUCUCAUCCACACUGCGCGUUGCUGUAUGUCCAUUCGUCUCCACCGCCUCUGUCAUCUAUAGAGCAUCUCCUUCUGCUUUCCUGACACAAUGCUUUGGGUAGCUAAAUGUUUUACAUUCUCCAGCCCUGGAAUCAUUUGGAAGGUUUUCUCAGCUUCUCUGCAUUGUGGCAAGCUUUCUGUUUCGGGAAAAUUAGAAACUAGGAUGGAGAAGUGCACAUUGGAGAAAUCUGAACAAAUUCAUCAGCUUCUACAAAGAGAGCAGCAAAAACAUCCAGAACCUGUGCAUCCAUCUAAAAGAAUUCUGAGUAAGUCCUAUAUUGAAGACCUGGAAAAAGAGAAAAACACACAAAAAAAUGUGGAACAAGCAGUAAAAAGACUAAGAAUAGCUCAUGAAGAGAUUCAAAGACUCACUGAUAAACUACAAAGGAAGGAGAAAGAAAAAUGUCAAUUAGAUUCUGCACUUGAAAAGGCUCAACUAGAAAUUGAGAAAUUGAAAGAAAAUUUAAUAAGUAUGAAAGAAAAUGAUUCAGCUGACCUAAAAAAAGCAAAAGAACAUAAUCGGAGACUGGAUGAAGAAAUUCUGGCUUUAAGAAAUCGUGUUAGAUCACUUGACUCAGAUAAGAAAGUGCUUGGAGAAGUGGUUGACAGACUUAAGGAAGAGAUCUGUGAAUCUCAAGAGAAUAAGCAAUUUGGAAAUCAUUCUCCUCAAAAAUCUGUGGGUGCUGAACAGAGAAUAGAGGAAUUGCAAAAGUCAAAAUCAGAGCUUAUAUUCCUCUAUAAUGAAAUCCAAAGUCUUCCAGGGGCAUCAGAAGACAGAGACAAAUUUUUAAUAGAAUAUGACCUGUUACAAAAAGAGAAUUCUGAAUUAGAGAUAAAGGUCUUGAAGCUUUCAUAUGAAUUUGAACAACUAAAUCAUUUUACUAUAGGAAGAGAAACUGAAGCCGCUAAUUUAAUUGCAAAUGAAAAUUCCUGUAAAGAUCUUCUGUCUAAAGUACCAAUUUUGGAAGUAGAGAUUGAAAGCCCAAAAGAAGAGAGAGAGGAAUUCUGUCCCAAAUUAGGACACAUUGAACAGAAGGAAAUUCCAGAGGAGUCAGUAAAGGAGGGUGCUUUUCCAAGAGAGAGUCAGACAGAGGAAGAUUCACCACAGAAUCAAGAUAAGCAAAAUGAAGAACCGUUGACCUUGAAGCCUAAGGACUUUGUAAGGCUUAGAGAAGAGCUGGUCCGUAUAAAUCAGAACUUCCUUCAGUCUCAGAGCUCUGGGGAUAGUUCAGAUGACAGUAGUGCCCAGUAUCCGCCACCUGGUGAAAAACUGAAAUACCAGCAGCAAGAGGAUGUACAACAGCUUCGCCGAAAUUUGCACCGACUCCAGAUUCUAUGCAACUCGGCUGAAAAAGAGCUUCGAUACGAACGAGGGAAGAACUUAGACUUAAAGCAACAUAAUAGUUUACUUCAAGAAGAAAACAUUAAGAUCAAAAUUGAACUAAAGCAGGCCCAACAGAACUUAUUAGACAGUACAAAGAUGUGCUCUUCACUCACGGCAGAGUGGAAACAUUGUCAGCAGAAAAUCAAAGAACUGGAGCUAGAAGUACUUAAACAGGAUCAGAGCAUUAAAUCACAGAACAACCUACAGGAAAAGCUGGCUCACGAGAAAUCUAAAGUUGCUGAUGCAGAGAAAAAGAUUUUCGAUUUGCAACAGAAAUUAGAACAUGUUAACAAAGUCUGUCACUCAGAUACUUGUAUUUUGGAGAAGAAGCAACUAGAAGAAAGGAUAAAAGAAGCAGUAGAAAGUGAAGCUAAAAUAAAGCAACAAUAUCAAGAAGAACUAGAGAAGAGGAAACUCCUAGAUCUGAAUAUAGAUGAGCUACAAAGGCAAGUGGGACUCUUACAGGAUAAAGAGAAUCAACUGGAAAUGACCAGUUCUCAGCAACUAUCCAGAAUUCAGCAGCAAGAGAUGCAACUUAAACAACUAGAAGAUGAAAAAAGAAUGUCUGAGGCGCAUUUCAAGAGCAACCAGGAAUUGUCAGAAAAGUUGUCUGGGUUGCAGCAAGAGAAGAAAGCUCUCUGUGAAGAAUAUGGGCAAUUUCUGAAGCAAUUUGAUGUCCAUGUGAGAAACUGUAAUGAAAAGCACUAUCACCACAAAGCUAAGCUUCGCAGAGUCAAGGAUCGUUUGGUUCAUGAAGUAGAACUGCGAGAUGAAAGAAUUAAACAACUGGAAAAUGAAAUUGGAACACUACAACAACAAACAGAAAAGGAGAAGGCAUUCCAGGACCAGGUCAUUGCCCAAAAUAAUACCUUACUCCUAGAUAAAAGGAAACUCCUGAAACAACUGACAGAGCAAGACGAAUUGAUCCACGGCAACAAAUGGAUAAUCACUUCCAUCCAGAGCAGAGUAUUCAUCCUGGAUAAAGAAAAUAAACAAUUACAGGAAAACAGAAUCCGGCUCACACAGAAGGUUGAAGUCUUAGAACGCAUUUUAAGGAGCAUCCAGAUUCACAAAGGAAAGGAAACAAUGAGUUGCAUCCCUGAAUUUGAAACACUGAAUAAAAUCUUGUCCUUACCAAACUCCAGUUUUUCAGGAACAAGUGUUGUAGCAUCAAUUGGAAGUAUUCAAGAGGCUGGAGAACAUAAGUCAGAAGAAGCAAUGGCAAACUCCAAGUCCCUUGAUAUUAUCUCAUGUUCACAGACUUCAGAAGCUGGAUAUAUUAAUGUUGCUUCUCUAAGAGAGACACAUACCACCCAAGAACAAGACUACAAAUCAGAACUAUAAAAUCACUGGUGCCUAAAACUAGACUGAUCAAUGGAACUAACUUAAAGCUUGGGCAUGAAUGUGGAACAUGAAGAAGAAUUACCUCAGGUUCCCCACUGGAAAACAAACUGGAAUCUUCAAAAUUGCUGAUAAAUUUAUUAAACUAGUUUUUUAAGUGGA